UGGAAAAAUUUUCCUCUGUGCUCACAUCAGCAUCUCAAAUAUUCUGUACUUCGAUUGACACUUCAACUUAACCUUUAUUUCUCACGUGUUUUGAAUCUUAGUUUAUAUUGUGAAAAUCAGUGAAAAUGCCGCGAUCAAAAAGAGAUAAGAAAAUUUCUUUGACCAAAACGAGCAAAAAAGGAGUGGCUCUUAAACAACGGAUCAUUGACGAUAUAAGAAGUUGUGUAGAAAAGUUUGAAAACAUUUAUGUGUUCACUUUUACUAACAUCCGAAAUAACACUUUCAAGGAAAUUAGGGAUAGUUGGAAACCCAGCAGAUUCUUCUUUGGUAAAAACAGAGUAAUUGGAGUAGGUUUAGGGAGGACGGUAGAAGAAGAAGUUGAAGAUGGCCUACACAAGGUUAGUAAAUGUUUGAAGGGAGAGAGAGCGUUACUUUUUACUGAUUGUACUAAAGAAGAAGUAUUAGAUUGGUUUAAAAACCACAAAUAUGAUGAGUUUGCAAGAGCUGGCAAUAUUGCCCCAAAAAGUGUCGUUUUAGAAGAAGGACCACUUGAACAAUUCUCACAUGCAAUGGAACCAUAUCUUAGAAAACUAGGAUUGCCAACAAAGUUGGACAAAGGUGUUGUAACUCUGAUCAAAAGUUAUGAGGUAUGUGCUGAAGGUUGUGUUCUCACAUCUGAACAAGCAAAAAUUUUGGAGCUCCUGGACAUAAGAAUGGCUACUUUCCAAAUGUGUCUCAAAGCACAUUGGAGUAAAAAAAAUGGUUUUGAAAAGCUAUAAGUUUAUCAAUUCUUCAAACAGAUGUUCUCAUUACCAACAAUUAUCACUGGAAAAUUAUUUAUGGAAUUGCAUUAUCUAGAGAGAUUCCGCUUCUUCUAUUGAAACAACAUGAAGAAUGAAAAAUAAAAAUUUUGAAUGUACUGGUCCAAAGUGACUACAAAUCGUUAAUGUAAUUUAUUCAAUAUUAAUAAAUGUACAUAGUAGGUGAAGUUACAGAAAACUUUUUUGAAUAAAAAACUUCAAAGAGAA
Messenger RNA from Coccinella septempunctata (seven-spotted ladybird), 1028 nucleotides. RefSeq names its product mRNA turnover protein 4 homolog (gene RpLP0-like). The record is from RefSeq and is a predicted model, not a curated record. The transcript has 4 exons. Gene Ontology annotation, cellular component: preribosome, large subunit precursor; nucleolus. Gene Ontology annotation, biological process: ribosomal large subunit biogenesis; rRNA processing; ribosomal large subunit assembly. Gene Ontology annotation, molecular function: RNA binding. Bases 126 to 779 code for a protein of 217 amino acids. Lineage: Eukaryota; Metazoa; Arthropoda; Insecta; Coleoptera; Coccinellidae.